UUAAAAAUUCUUCAUUAAGUUUACUCAUACAUGUUUUAUGCUUAUUACACAUAGUAUUGUUUUUAAAACAUGUAAUUUAUAAGAAAAUAAACAAAAACCCUCGCUAAAUUUAUUUGCCAAAAAAAACAAAACACAGUAGAAUUGAUAAAAAAUGGUAUACCAGAAGCUAAUACCAGUACAUGUACUUUGACGCUGUUCGGUGGGUAAUAUUCAUUUGUAAUUUACGAAUUGAAAUAUUGACUGUUGCACUACAAGUACGGUACCGUAAUAAACUCUCUCUCUCUCUCUCAAACUCUCUCUCUCUCUCAAUUUGAUAAGUGUUUAUACCUAUGAAAAUUUCUUAAUAUUAUAUUAUGACUUGAUAUGCAAUUUUUUGAUCUUGUACUGCCUAAAUGUUAUAUCAUGUAUUGGGAUAUGUCAUACUUAUUACACUGCAUGGUCAGUGUAUUUUUUACAGAAAUACUAUGCAUAUGUUAAUGUAAACACAGCUAUUACUAGUACAUGUAUGUAAACACAGCUAAUUAUUUUUUUUUUUUAUUUCAGCUCAAAACAGCCUCUUGUUACCACAUGGCUUUUACCGGUACCUGUUGAUUCUUGUGGGUCAGCUCCUGAGAUUAACCUGUCACCUCUAUCCACAUGCAUAUUCCUUGUGUUCUACAGACUAUUUACCGAAGAUGCAUACUACUCCAGUACUUCUAGUUGGCAUAUGCCUGUUGCAAGCUGGUGUUGCAUGGGCAGAUACAUGUCCCGCGUAUUGCUUUUGCAAUAAAUUACUCACGUCGGUGAAUUGCGAAGGCAAAAGGUUGAUGAAAAUACCUACAGACCUGCCAAAAACGGUCGAAAAAUUGUAUCUGCAGCACAACGAAAUUGCUGAUCUAGAGCCGAACUCUCUCUGUGGGCUUUCCGAAUUGCAGGAACUUUAUCUACAGAAUAACAAACUUUCCUUUAUAAAGAGUUUGACAUUUACCGGAACAUGUGUACCGAAUUUAAAAGUGAUACGACUUGACAAUAAUCGCAUCAGUUCGUUGGAAGAAAAUGCAUUUUUCAACAUGACAAACCUCAAUAUUACAUAUUUCACUAAUAACAUGAUCACACAUAUUAAUCCGCUUUCAUUUGUUGAAUGUUUUAAGAUGUCUUUCUUGCAUUUAGGACAAAACUAUUUAGAUCACAUUCCAGCGAUAUCAUUUCUAACUGGACUACAGCAGCUCAGCAUACAAGGAAACAAAGUAAAAAACGCAACAUUUCCAACUAGCUAUGAAAACUGCACACUGCUGUCAACAAUUGGUCUUAGCACAAAUUUCAUAGAAAAUCUCACUAAGGAAACUUUUCAGAGUCUGCAAAAUUGUCCCGUCAGAAAGUUGGAGUUAUCGAGAAAUAAAAUAACUGACAUUUCCAAGGAAGCCUUUCUGCCUUUAACAAAACUGGUGUCUCUUACAAUCAGCCAAAAUCAUUUAACGGCCCCUAAACUUAAAAUUGGAUUAGAAGGUCUCAAAUCCUCCUCACUCAGCUCACUUAAUAUAGCAAGACUUCAACUUGGAGGACAAUUGCCCUCUUCCACAUUUGCACUUCUUAAUGGAACAGUACUGAAGCAAUUGCUUAUGAGUAAUAACAAAAUCAAUCAACUUCCUAGUCGUGCAUUUGCCACUUUAAAAAGGCUAGAGCAGAUCGACUUGAAGGGCUGCAAGAUUCAGACAAUUGCCAACGACACUUUUGCAGGACUCCACUUUCUCACCAAUUUGAACCUUGCAGACAACUAUUUGGACAAAGUUCCCACAAAUCUUCCAUCAUCGCUGAAUAUACUAUAUCUCAAUGGAAAUCAAAUCAUUGCUCUUGGUGAAAAUUCAUUCGUGAAUCUAGUAUCGUUGAAAAACCUUUACCUGGGUGCCAACAAAAUUUCUGAGGUAAACAAAUUGGCUUUCAAUGGUUUGGUCAGCCUACAAAAACUGCAUUUGGUUUCCAAUAGUAUAAGUAGUCUAGCCGCAGAACUGUUUGCUCCAUUCGGAAGGCUGAUUUCCCUCGAACUAAAUAAGAACAAUUUGAAAACAGUUCAAAAUUCACCAGACAUUUUCUCAUCAAUGACGUCCUUGUUGUAUCUUUCAUUGGCUGAUAACGGCUGCAGUAUAAUGCCAUUGUCGUCAUUCAAACACUUGCAAUCACUGAAAUACUUGUUACUUGAUGGUAAUAAUCUUGGAGAUCUAAUUGGAAGUGACAAUUCUGGGACUUUGUUUGCUGGAUUACACAAACUAGAAACACUUAGUCUUUCAAAGAAUUUCCUCCACAACCUACCAACAUCGAUGUUUAGAGAUCUUAGCUCCUUAAAAACAUUAACAAUGCAGGGCAAUAGAAUUUCUGGGUGGAACAAUGCUUUAUUCAAACAAACUUCUGCGCUCAAAACCCUAGAUCUUAGUGACAAUUCUAUAUCGUUAGUGAAUUCAACUUCCUUGGAAGAUCUUUCACAAAACCAAAAUUUUCAGAUGCUGAACCUGAGCAACAAUCCAUUUGCAUGCACUUGCGACCUUCGAUGGUUUAGAGAUUGGGUAAACCAAACCAAGGUGAAUGUUGCAAAUGUCGAAAAUUACGUGUGCAAUUCCCCAGAUGCAUGGAAGGGGAAACCUUUCUUGUCAUUUGAUCGGACUAAAAUUAACUGUGUUUGGUUUAACCUGUAUUUUGUGAUCGGUGUUAGCGUGGCAUCUUCUGUUGCUAUGCUUAUCUUCUGUGUCUUCAUCUAUAGAAAGCGAUGGUGGAUUCUCUAUCGGUGUUACCGUCUGAAAAACUCCUGCAUGGCUCCACAAAGCAGAGCUGAUUAUCAGCCAAUUAAUAGUGAACAUAGAUGGAAAUAUGACGCCUAUCUAUCGUAUGCUGAUGAAGAUUACCAGUGGAUCCUCGAAAACUUACUCCCAGGUAUAGACUCCGGAGAGCUGUCACCGGAAGAAACAUUUAAUGGGGAGUUUAGGUUGUAUUUUAACGACAGGGACUCUGUUCCUGGAAGCAGUAUGAUUUCCAACAUCUCAGACAACAUUGAAAUGAGCAGAAAAGUCAUCAUCGUCUUGACGAAGAAAUAUCUUUCUAGUGCUCAGCACACAUUUGAAAUUGAUCUUGCUGUUAUGUUGAAAUUAAAAGACAUCAUUGAUGAUAUCAUUGUGAUUAAUGUUCUUGGUGUUCCAUAUCAAUCCAUUCCAAAAUCGCUGCAAAGGAAAGUUUCUCGAGACGAAUUUCUACUAUGGGAAGAUGAAGUCAAUGCCAGAAGAGUAUUUAAACAGAGAUUAAUAGAAGCACUGACGAGUAAACGGAAAACGAGGGAGGUCAUUGUUUAAAAAACUUAUUCACUGGUUGUCAACUAAGGGCAAUUAUUUUUAUAUUUAUGGCUUGAAAUAGACUGUGAUUUUGACAUUUGGUGCCAAUGAAAUACAAAGUUGGAAUAUUCUU
Messenger RNA from Magallana angulata, 3426 nucleotides. Its product is annotated as leucine-rich repeat-containing protein 15-like. NCBI's taxonomy places the organism in Eukaryota, Metazoa, Mollusca, Bivalvia, Ostreida, Ostreidae. Gene Ontology annotation, molecular function: transmembrane signaling receptor activity; protein binding. Bases 675 to 3314 code for a protein of 879 amino acids. Gene Ontology annotation, cellular component: membrane. The record is from RefSeq and is a predicted model, not a curated record. The transcript has 2 exons. Gene Ontology annotation, biological process: toll-like receptor signaling pathway; immune response.